AUGGACAUCGAAUCCCAAAUUACUGAUAAGAUUUGUGCAUUCAUAGGCAAGCGUUGCAGUGUGAUAGUGCAGCCCAUGAUGGCCCUGAUGUCCAUGGCAGCGGCUGGUGGUGGAGGCGGAUAUGGUGGCAGUGGAGGAGGUGGAUUUGGCGGAGGACAUGGAGGUGGUGGAUUUGGCGGAGGACAUGGAGGUGUGGAUUCGGAGGUGGAUUUGGCGGAGGUCACGGAGGCAGUGGUUUCAGUGGAGGAAGCAGAGGCAGUGGUUUCAGUGGAGGAAGCAGAGGCAGUGGUUUCAGUGGAGGAAGCAGAGGCAGUGGUUUUCAGCGGAAGCCAUGGAGGUAGUGGUUUUGGAGGUAGCAGCUCCGGAGCUACGGCGGAAGCAGCGGAGGCGGAAGCGGAGGCAGCACGAUACGAGGAUAAAGCGGAAAAAAGCAGACUUACUCCUAGAUGCAUUAAACGGCUGGUGGUGAGAGGCGGAUAUGGUGGCAGUAGGAGGUGGAUUUGGCGAGGACAUGAGUUGUGGAUUCGGAGGUGGUGGAUUUGGUGGAGAAACGUAGGUGGCUUUGGCCGGAGGUCACGGAGGCGUGGUUUCAGUGAGAAGCAAGGCAGUGGGGUUUCAGCGAAGCAAUGGAGUAGCAGCUCCCGGAGGCUACGGCGGGAAGCAGCGGGCGAAGUGUCUUGCAGGAGUCUGGUUGGCAGCGGGUCCUUCCGAGCGGCGGCGGAGGCGGAUACGGAGGCGCAAGCGGAGGCGGUUUCGGAGGUGGAAGUGGAGGCGGUUUCGGAGGCAGCUUUGGAGGCGGACAUGGAGGCAGCUUCGGCGGUGGAAAUGGAGGCGGUUUCGGAGGUGGCUUUGGGGGCGUCGGAGGUGGUCACGGAGGCAGCUUCAGAGGUGGAAAUGGAGGCGGGAGGAGGCCUGAACGGAGGAUUCGGAGGUAGAGGUGGUGCAGUCAGCGGAGAAUUCGGAGAAAAUGGAGGUGGUGGUGGAUUUGGCGGUGGUGGAGCUGGAGGUAGAUUCGGAGGUGGAGAUGGUGGCGCGGGAGGUUAUGGCGGCAAUGGUGGAGGCGGAAUAGGAGGAGGCAGCGUGGCUACUGGAAUUCUCAUUGGAAACGGAAGCUUCCCAAGUGUUGGCGGAAAUGGUGGCAGUUACGGCGGUGGAAGCGACGGUUUCGGCGGUGGAAAUGACGGAGGAAAUGGCGGUUUCGGCCGUGGCAAUGGCGGAUUUGGCGGUGGCAGUAUUAGUGGGGGCAAUGGAGCUACGGAAGGAAAUAAACAUCACAAUUCAAAAGGCCUCACGCUGUAUAAAUAUCAGGACGAAGAUCAUGAGCGAUACACUCCUCGGUGGGUUCUAUCAGCCACAACAGCCAAGAUGCAUCGUAGUCUCAUGGUGAUAAGCGUAGCCUUGCUGGCGACAGCGAUGCCUGACAGUGGAUACGGAGGACGCGGAGGAGUAGGUGGAGGUGGAGGAGGUGGAGGAGGCCAUAACGGAGGAUUCGGAGGAGGUGGUGCAGUCGGCGGUGGAUUCGGAGGAAAUGGAGGCGGUGGAGGAUUCGGAGGAAAUGCUAUUGGAGGAGGAGUUAGAGGUGGAGCUGGUGGAGGUUAUGGUGGAGGUGGAGUAGGAGGAGGCAGCGUGGCUCCUGGAAUUCUCGUUGGAAGCGGGAGCCUCCCAAGUGUUGGCGGAAAUGGUGGCAGUUACAGCGGUGGCAAUGGCGGUGGAAGCGGCGGUUUCGGCGGUGGAAACGGCGGUUUCGGUGGAGGAAACGGCGGUUUCGGUGGAGGAAACGGUGGUUUCAGUGGUGGAAAUGGUGGAUUUGGUGGUAGUGGUGCUGGAGGUCAUGGAGGUAGCUACGGAAGAUAAUGAAUUACAUAAAUCACCAAAGUUGACGUUCCCUUUUCAAAAUGGGAGACAGU
Messenger RNA from Penaeus chinensis, 1907 nucleotides. RefSeq names its product keratin, type I cytoskeletal 9-like. The transcript is spliced from 6 exons. The record is from RefSeq and is a predicted model, not a curated record. NCBI's taxonomy places the organism in Eukaryota, Metazoa, Arthropoda, Malacostraca, Decapoda, Penaeidae. The coding region runs from base 1 to 1854 and encodes 617 amino acids.